Molecule: messenger RNA, 9409 nt
Organism: Stomoxys calcitrans (stable fly)
Lineage: Eukaryota; Metazoa; Arthropoda; Insecta; Diptera; Muscidae
Exons: 7
Coding region: 2889-8183 (1764 amino acids)
Source: RefSeq, a predicted model, not a curated record
CGAGUCGUGUAGAGUAGUUGCGUUCUGUUUUGAAACCAUUCAGUUUAGUUGUGCUGCAUGCACUCACACUGCGCUCCGUUUGUUCGCCCGCCGCUCGCUCGCUCGCUCACUCACUUGACAUCAACUACUUCUGCUCAGUGUGUGCUCCUAGUCUACAUUUUAAAGAAUAAUAUUAAAAAAAAAAUUAUUAAAAAAAAAAUUAAUAACGCACGUACCAACUACUAUAAUGCCGCGGAGCUUAAUGGAAGAAUAAAAGCAGACAAACACACACAUGCACAGAAACAAACAUAACACAAACUAAAUGAUUUUGAUUUUUUCUGUUGCUCUAUUGUUUUAAACACAUAAUUGAAUGACGUACCAACUAACAUAACAAAUUGAACGAGGUUUGAAAAGUGUUUUUUUUUCUUAUUUGUUUGCCACUUGUACGAAAUUUCACAGUAUUUUUCUUGACUAAAGAGAAAGUAAAAAAAAAUUGUAAAACAAAAAUAAAUACCUACCUAUAAAAAAAUUGAGUAAAUAUAGAAAAAAAUCAUUUCGAUUCGUUAUCAAUCAGUAACAGUGACCGUGAAAGUGCGAUAUAUCGUCGUGGUCGUCGAUGGUUUUAUGAUUGUAAAGUGUGUUUUGUAUUAGAAGAAUAUGACGACAAUAUUUUGAAUAUUGAUUUUAUAUUUUUGUGUGUUUCUUCCCCCCGGAACAAAUAAAGCUUAUCACAAAAAAUAUGUAAAUCAUUUUGACUUGAGGAAAAGUGCCAACACAAGAAGUCAACUUUUCUGAAACGACUUUAAACGAAUGAAUUAAAGAAAAAAAAUUAAACGAAAAAAUACGACAUUUACACGAGAUAAAUAAUUUUAAGGCGUACCUACAGUAAAAAAAAUAUUAACCUAACCAACCACACACAAACUAAAAGAAAUCAACAGUUAUUUGCUUCAAAUAAAUCUAAAAGAAUUAAAACUCAAAGCAAAAGUGGAACUUUAACUUGGAGGAUUCAGUUUGUCAAAUACUGAAUGAAAGACAAGCCAUAGAUAUAUGAGAGGACAACAACAACAACAAAAGCAAAAUCCACAAACAAUUUGGGGCUAGAAAAUAAACGCAAAGAAAAUCAAAUCUUAAUUUUUAAAUUAAGAGCCAACAAAAACAAGAAAAACGAGCAAAAUGGUUAAUUAAAAAAUUAAAAGAAAACACCAACAGCAAAAAUUUGCAUUGCAAACAAUGCAAAAAUCACACAAGAACAACCACAACAGCAACAAUACCACCACACCAUUCUAGAAAAACAAACAUAGCACAGCAACAACUGAAAACGCAGACAACAACAACAACAACAACAUAAAGAUAAAUUCGAUUGCAACAUUGUAUUAAGUUUUCACCUACAUAACAACAAGAAUCCAGACAAAGCUAGACCAGCUCACCCAAGCCAGAGGAAUAGAAUAACACUUAAUGGUGUUUUAAUAGCCAACAAGUUUAUCUCCCCCCCCGCCUAGUUAAUUAAUUGAUUUCUGAAGUGAAACCAGAGAUUUUGUCAACAAUUUUUCUGUCUAGCUGAGGCCAUUGCACCAACAAGCAGCAUCCUCCGUCACCACUACUGCUACUACAUCAUAAAAGUCGUGGCUUUAUUAAUUGUGCUGGGAAUAAGUUUCUGUUGAGGACACACCAGCAAUGCUCGUGGUCAAGAUACACAUCCAGGCCAUAAGCACAUAACGUUAGAUGUUGUUGUUGUUUCCUUAAAGUUUUCGGUUGAAUUUUUUAAUUUUGUGUUACCACAAUUUUGGUUUGGAUAUUUUUUUCCUAGCGAAGAAGCAGCAAGCAGUCAUACAACCAGUCAAUUUAGCCUCCAGUUUAUUCUAAAAGGCGGUGCAAGCAGAUAGGCUUAACCAAAAGGGGAAAUCCCACAACUUGAACCAAGGAAUAAACGACGAACACAGAUUGCUAAAGGGCGGCUUAUAUACACAAACAGCAACAGUUUGUCAUUAUAUGUAUGUGAGAAAAAAUGUUGCCGCAUAAACUAGAAUAUAUUGGGAAAAAUGAUUCGCUGAACAUGGAAACGUUUUGGGAAGCUGCUUUGUACUCCGUUGCUGCCUCUGCCGCCGCCGCUGCUGUUGUUUCAGCUGAAAGGACUGUCGCUGCUGCUGUUGUUGAUACUGUUUGCCAAGCAUACAAGGCCCACUUGCUGCCACCAAGUGUUGCAAUAGCUACUCACAGUGUUGCUGCAAACUUUGCUCACACCACAACAUAUGACGAUCAACAAUAAAUCAAUCGAAAGAAAACAAAAAACAAAGAACGCCAAAAUCCAAUCCAAAAUCCAACAACAACAACAAUUAAGAAGAACAUCAUUCUGAUACGCAAGAUUUUAGAAGAAAAUCCUUACAGCAACAACAAAAAAGCGUUAAUCAAUAAUAAUAAUUAAAAUAUAGGCAAAACAAAAAAAACGAGAAGUCACCUUUAACUCAACCAAAAAGCCAAAACAACAAAAAAUUAUAUCACCUUUAAAACACCCCUUCCCCUACACGAGUAAAACCAUCACUGGUUCACAAGUAAUUGUAUAUUUUUUUUUGCUCGCACAAGUAAGUGAGAAAAUCGAAGGCCGCAUUUCUCUACAUCCCAUUAAAAUUAUUCGGGUAGUAAAGUAUAGAAGCUUGCAGUCUCAAGAAGCAGCCAACGAAGAUUAUCUAGCUGUGCAGUUUCAAAAAAGUCAAUCAGUCAGUCUGUCUGUCAGCCCAUUGUGGACAAAAUCAUUUUUAGACCCUUCAGCUACAGAGAUCAUAUGAUUUUGUUGUAUUCACAAGGACUUGGACAAUUUGUUGGCAUACCAACAUCACCCUCACUACUUGGCAGAGAAAAGCAGGAUAAUCCAAUACAGCAAUUUCAGCAAAAUUCUUGUCAAAAGAACAGGUAUGAAGUAUCCUCAACUAGUAUCGCCUCGUGCCGUGAACGCCAUCUCUGAUUGGUUAGUAUCACGUUUGGAGCAAUUAGGCGUCGAAUCACCCCAGAUCUAUACAAGACUUCUACUAUCUCUCUUACAAUCGUCAGUUCAAGUAAACGAUCCAAUUGAAUUCAGCAACUUGGAAGCAUUUAUCGCUAAUUACAAAGGUGGGCAUAGCAAACGUUUUCAUUUACCCUCCGAUACGGAGACUCUAAAAAAAUUAAAUGCUGUUCAGUGUUUAAGGGAGAUUGUGUCGACCGAACAAGAGACCGCUGCUAUUGAAAGACUAGUCGAUGAACUGUGUGAAAAAUUAAAGGAUAUUGAGAAACGUAGUCAAGAACUUAAUGAUGAGGAACGCUUUCUAAUCGACACCAAUUUGAACAUUGAAUCACUACCAACGACCAGUGAGGGCAAUAGCCAUCAAUUAACGCAAGAGCAGGACCCAAAGCAGCAGCAGCAGUCCUCAGUGAUUGGUUUUGAUCAACAGCAUCAUUUUUGCCAACAGCAUAUUUUGCCCGCGUCGUCUUCGCAGGUUGCCGCUUCGAUUGCCAUACACUCUCGUCGUCUAGUGCCACCAAGUAAUGAAAAUGUUUUAAACGACAGCGACAACGAUCCCAAGAAACGCUAUUUCCGUGCCUUUCCUGCAUUGUCGAAGGAAAUGGAAGAUUCCUUCCGCAUAUGGCGUCGUAAUGCAAAAUCUUUAACUUGGCCAGUUGUGGGACGUGCUUCUUCUUCAAUUAUUGGUGACACUGUUCGUGUCCACAAAUCCAUAGACUCCAGUAGCGGUAAUUUAUACGCCGAAAGCCGUAGCGCAUGCGAGAAAGGCAUUGAAAAGAGAUUGAAGGCGGCUAGUGGUGGAGGUGUUGUCGAUCCUGUGGAGGGUUUUCAAACACAUAAAAUAAGGCCAGAGGUUGGCGCAGGAGAUAUUAGUAGUGGCAGUGUGGUGGCAGUGGAUGCCAUUGGUGGCGAAGUUCAAGGAGCAGCGGCAAGUGCAAAAAAGAAAUCUAAACGUCGCCGUAAUCAAGCUUUGUGCAAGGGUAAGCCCAUCCAGAGUAUACGCAAUAAAGCCCCAGCUGGUGGCAGCAAUUCUAAUACGUGUGGCUCAGCCAGUGUGGCAACGGCUGGUGGCGGUGGUGGUAAAUUCUAUAGUCAACACCAAAAUUAUCGCAACACUACCCCAGCUUGGGACACUGAUUUCAAAGGGUGCUGGGAAAUGGGGCCGGAUCUGAUUAAGGAGUUUUUGGCCCGCCAAAAGGGAGCCACUAAACGCAGUCGCAGCAACUCCGAUAGCUUGGAUCAAGAGAUGCGUAACGAAUAUAAGAUGCUUAAUGAAAUGCCCAAGGAUGAUGAAUUGCUUGGCGGUAUAGAACGACCUUUGAUGAAGCGCUACAUAGAUCUAACUUUUUGUUGUGGUGAGGACGAUGAACGCGCUAACUAUGAAGUGUUGGAGGACGGUGUUGAUUAUGUUGAUGAGGACUAUGAUGAUGAGAACACUUUGGCUUCCAUAGAAGAGCUGACGGCCAGUGGUGUUGGUGGCGGCAAUGGCAAUGCUCGACGUUUGUAUCAGCGUGAGGGUAAAUUGCAGAAACCUCUGGUGAUUUGCAACCCCAUAGAAGAGAAUGACAUUUUUGAAGAGACCUCGGACUCGGUGGACAAUUUAGAUUUUGCCAAUUUCAAGGCCAAAUUCAACAGCAGCGUUGAGGCUUUGUGGAAAGAUGCAGAGCCGCCUAUGACAAACAACUCGACAGCCAACUCUAGUGCUUACGGUCAGGUUGAGAGUGGUGUUGCCGCUGCUGCUGCUGCUGCCAAAGCCAACACAAUUGGAAUUUCUUCGGCUUUUUAUGCCACCACCUCGCUAAAUGCUUUGGCUCCAUUCAAACAGGAUUUGUGGAACUUCUGGUCCAACUACAAUCAACAUCACUACGACCAGAUGACGAAAUUCUCCAACACCACUUCAACCGCAUCGUCCAUGACGAUGCCGACAACGACAACACGUUUAGAUGAUAGUAGCGCUAGUUCUGGCGCUGGCGCCGAUAUUGCAAAUUCAAGUGAUUACUUCUCAAUGCCCAGUAAUUUGGAUGAUUUCGACAAGUCUGUGGGUGCAAUGCGUCGCGUAAAUGAAGCUGGUGCUUCCAUGGGUGCCCACACACCCUCGAUAAGUGUAUUCUUGCAGAAUUCCAUUUGGUCCUCAUCGGGUGAUUGUGUUGAUGCUGUUGGUGCUGCCGCUGCCGCAGAGACGGAUGAAAGCUUCCUCUACAAAGUGUGGCACUCGAAUAAGAAAUUAAGUCAAUUGGAUGUGGGGAAAAAUAAAAACGAAAAGAUGGCUCACAUGGGAAUGACUGAAGGAGAUAAUGGUGGAAAUCGUGGCUAUAAUAAGGCUAAAGAAGCCGUAGGUAACUUGGAAUCAGGAGGUGGUGCUAAAUUGGAAUUUCCUCCUUACAGUAGUUUGAAGUGGUCGGAAGGAAUCAAUGCCGGGCCAGCUUAUAAUAAUUUGCGCUCUCACAUGGCAGCAGCCCAUACCGACUUGGAGAGCCUAAACAAAAAUGAUGGCAAAAUUGUUAGUUUUAAUUCUGCUGCGGGCACAGUAACAGGUGCCACCUGGGAAGCCCCGGCCUUUGGGGAAAACUCACAACCUGACCUCAAGUCUUGGUGCGCCUCCAAUCCCAUGUCCCUGACCGAAAUGUAUGGCAGCGAUGUUUGCGAUAGCAUAACUGAAGAAAAUGAGCCGCUGGAAACUGGGGCUAUGGAAACUUCGGUCACAUUGCCCAAUCACUGCUCUGCCACCAGUGGUUUCAUAGCCUAUUCUCGCGUUAAACAAUGCGGCCUCAUUCAACCCCAAAGUAAGCCCUUGCAGCUUCAAAGUGCCAAUGCUGCUGCUGCUGCUGCUGCUCACCUCUCCAAUGACUACUUUCGUGGGGGUGAAGAGGAGAACCUUUUGACUUCGGAGCGCACACAUUUUAAUCCCAUCGAGACCUAUGUGGAUGGUCACACUUUCAAUAUUAGCAGUGCUCUUGAUUCGGUGGACUUUGAACGCAGUGCCAGCGGAUUUUUGUGCUAUGAUUCCAAUGAAUAUUUGGAAUAUACUCGCAACGACAUCUAUUUGGCCGACGAGGAGGUGGCCAAUACGAAUUUGAUGAAUUUCUCGGCCACCGCUUCGUCUCAGAUCACUGAUGGCCGCGUACAUGUUGCCAAAGAAAAACCGGAGUGCAGGGAAAUGUUUGUGCUGAAGUUUCGCCUUAGGCGAUCGGGAGAGAUAGCUUGUCAAACGGAGGAAAUCGACUUUCAAUUAGCCGCCGCCAAAAUGGCCAACGAUCAGCUGCCACCCAUUGAGAGCAUGGUGGAAGUGCCUAUGUUUUCCCAUACCUCGUUGACUCUGAGCCGACAGGCCAACAAUGAAGCCAUUAUGGCGGCCGUUACCAAAGCCGUGGCUGCCGCAGCCAAAGCGGCAGCUGAACAGGGUCUGAAUGCAGGUCAUAGUUCCCUCGCUUGGAUACCCGCCACUCGCAACGAUUGCACUCAGUCCUGGGUGCAGGAUGUCUCGCUCUGUGAUGAAGUAGAUUUUUGCAGAGCCACAGCCUCUGCCGAACAAUUGAGCCAAUUUUGGUCCAUGCAAGAGGUGGAAAAGCAAUGCCAUCAACGCCGUUUGCCAGCCAGUGCUUUUCAGCGCUCCGAUCUGGAGAGAACGGAUGACAACUCCAUGGAUAACUCCUCGCAUACCCUGUGGGGCAUGUGUGCUGUAUGCAAUAGUUGUGAUUACGGCAAGUCUUUGCCAGCGAAUCGUCUGCUGCGAGAUGAAUUGCAACGGGAAGCCGAUGAAAUAAUGAGUGAUUUGCGUUAUAUGCAAGAUCUGUAUAUAGGUGAAGCCGAUUCGGUAGCAGAUACGGUUAUGGCCCAUGAAGUGGAGGGCGAUAGGAAUAGUGAAAUUUUGAAGAAUAUAGACAAUGAAAGGGAACAUCAUCAUCAUAAGCAGCAGCAGCAGCAGCCGAAUGAAGCAUCAGCUGCUGCUGUUGUAGAUCAAGCACAGGCCUCAAUGUUGUUGAAGGUUAACCAGUUGAUAGAGGAUUUACUUAGGCCCGAGGGAAAAACGGCAAAGCUCUUCAAGGCAAAAUUCGAAGAAAAGCCGGAGACGGAGACACCAGAGAAAUUGCCUGUGGCUGACUGGGCCAUGAAUAUGGACGAUGAUGCUGUAGACAAUUCAAGUUCAUGGCAUUUUGGUGGCAGUGGCAGAGCAGACACUGCCGAUGGCCAUGCCAACUUAAGCAACAUUUGGCAACAUGAACCGAUUGACCAGAACAACACUGAGGCCGAACGAAAACUUGUCUGUAUGAAACCCAUGAAACUAUUGCGCCAAGUAGGAGGUUCCCUCAACGAAGAGGACUUGUAUGUGGAUAAUUUAAAUUGGGAACAUGAAAAUCUGGCCAAGAUAUGGCAAAGGGAUACGAUGCCCAGCGCUGACACAACUUCUUCCCCAAAUGCUGCAAAAGCAGAGCAUAAAUUGGCCCAAAGUGAGGAAAACCUGGAGGAUAAUCGGAAUAUUGUAGAGCAAAAGAAUUUAAAAAAUCUACAAAAUAAUGCCACACAUACACCACCCACAGUUUCUUCAAGUAGCAAUAGCAACAGCAAUAGUGCCGCCGUGACAUACAAAAGGGUGCAACAUUUUCUGAAUAGUUCGGCGGCCAAGUUAAAAUUGGCGGCAAAUCGCAAGAGGCGUCAUUCGGCUUCGCAAAAUUUCUAUCAUCAUCAAAACCAGCAGCAAGUGCAGUCGCAGCAAGAGCAAAAUUUUCAGUUUGGCCACAGCAAUAGCAACAAUAACAACAAUAACAACAACAGCAGCAGUGCCAGUCACAAUUCUAAUCAAAUCAGCAGCAAUAACAACAACAAUAAUGUCAACAUAACCGAUUUAAAUCGCUACAAAAAGACAAACGAAGAGGAGCUAGCACUAUCUCUUGAGCCCAAGCAAACAAUUAUCACCUGCAAAUAUUGGACCACCACUACGAAUGGCACCCAGGCCUCCAUGGAUUCCGCUGCGGCAGCCAUGAUGCUUUUGGCUGCCGCUGCAAACAAAUCCAACGUUGGCGGCGGCAGCGGCGGAGGCAUUAUGGCAACCACCAACACCACAACGACCACCUCAAACACUUACGAAGAUACUAACGAUGAAGGCAUCAUGUUGGAGGAUAAUACAUUUGGUAAUACCUUUUCUUGUCUUAUCGAUAAAAAUGCUUCUAUACUGAAACAUGUAAUGAUGACACGACCCCUAACACGCUAAACAAUAAUACAAAAAAAAAAAUGCAAAUGUAAAUGCAAACCAUAUUCUGAAACUCCCAAAGUCCCCAAAAGAGAAACAAAAGCUACAAACUUAAGCGGCCUAUGGAAAGAGAAAUAGAAAAAAAGAGAGAGAGGGGGCAGCCAAACUCAGAAUCCAAUAUGAUGCCAUAAGCCAAGCCCUUAAAUUGGCAUGUUGUAGGGAGGUCAAUUUUUGAGCAAAGAAUCCAAAUCCAAAUCAUGUUUUAUAUUCCUACUAAAACUUUCUACUAUAAGAGCCCCCUCUCUACAAUAGCCGCUUGUUAUAAACUCUUAAAAAAUUUUAAAAAAUUCAAAAAAGCCAAAAAAAUAACAAUUGUGGAGUACAAUGUACUUGUGAACAAUGUAAAAAUCCCCACCCCGCCCUCAGCGCCCCAGCUCCCUUCAAAAUCAACAUAGAAAAACAGAAAAUUUUACUUCAAAUGUUCAGCUCAUAAAUAUUUUUCUAAAAAAAAGCUACAAAAAAAACAAUACUUUAGGUUUUUCAUAACACUCUCUUACAAGCAUCCCCCUCCCCACACAAACAUGUAUAUUGAAACUUUUCUAAUCUGUUUUGUUUUUCUUUUUUUUUGUUUAAUGUUAUAAAUUUUCUCUGUAUAAAAAAAUUCACAGUAAAUAGUAACUUUUUCUUUUUUGUUGUUCUAAAGAAGAAAUAUUUACUCUUUUUUAUCUCUUACAACAUACCCAUAUACAUAUACCUACUAUUAUUAUUUGAUGUACCAUACAUAUACUAUUAUUAUAUGCGGCUUAUUUUCUUGUAAUUUCGUAAUUUAUAACAGAUUUAUAAAAUUUGUUUUCUCUAUUUUCCCCCUCCUCCAAAAACCACUCUAUUGUCCCUUGAAAAGAAAAAAAAACUCAAAAAAAAAACAUGUUAGGUUGAAAAAAAUUUUUUUUUUAAAUAAUUUUUGUUGUUAAGAUAACUGAAAUGGAAAUUUUGCAAAGAAAAACUAAAUGUUUUGUUCACAAUUUUCACAACAAUAAAAGAAAAGGAAACAAACAAAAGCAAAAUAAAAAAUAUCAUGUGUAAAGUUUGAAAUUUUUUGAAAAAAACGGAACCCCCCCAAAAAAAGCAAUUUCACCUAAACACACUCACACCUACACAACAGCAAAACUCAAACAAAGAAAACAUCAUCAUCCUGAAGUAAAAUAAAGGAUUAAUAAAAAAAAAAUCAUAAAAAAAUCAAAAUUAAA